AUGGAUGUGGAUGAAGUGUUUGAAAUGGUUACAAGUGGUAUGACCCACGAAGAUAUAAGUAAUACACUCAAGACCCGCUUUCCAGGAAUAAGAGGCUUCUCUGCAAGAAGUGUUCGGCGAUUCUGCUCUGAAAAUGGCAUUCAUAAACCAGAUUCUGCUCAAGUAGAUGCUGUAGUCGAAUGUGCUGUUACUGAAGUUGGACAUGUGUAUGGCCGGAGAAUGUUAAAGGGUGUGCUUGAGUCUAAAGGUAUUAAGGUAUCUGAGAAAAGAGUUUCAGAGUCCUUACAGAGAGUGGCCCCUUUGCAAUAUGAUCAGCGGCGGAAUGACACCUUAGACCGUACUAAUCCACUGCAAUACUCGGCUCUCCACUUUGGGCAUAAACUUCAUAUUGACCAAAAUGAAAAGAUCACAAUGUUUGGUGCUACCCACAUAGUUGCAAGGGAUGGAUAUUCAGGCAAGAUAAUUGCUUACUGUACAAUGCCAGUCAAGAACAAUUUGGCUAUAUACGACAGUAUUUUGAGGUCAUCUACUAAAACGUAUGGUCUUUGGAAGCAAAUUCGAGUCGACCAUGGAAGAGAAUUUUAUCUUCUUUUGUAUGUACAAGAAGCACUUCGUUGUCGUGUUGGCCCUCGGGAUAUUCUUCCUUACGUUCAAUCUCCUUCAACAGAAAACCACACUGUUGAACGCAUUAUUUUGGGUUGAAGUAAAUUCUCGUAUUAACUACCCCCUAAAGCGACACUUGAUAUCAAUGGAAGCUACUAAUCUGAUUAACAUGAGUGAUGAAACUACAAAAUUUUGUGUUUCGUUUGUUACGUGCAAUGUUGCUUAUCAUGGAUUAUCAUUGUUUGUUGCAGCUUGGAAUCAUCAUUCUAUACCAGGUCGAGGAGUACCCAAUCAUUUGCAGGUGCAGCGUUAUGAAACUAUACCCAUUCCAGAUGGGGAAGUACCGGGUACUGAUGAAGCUGCAGAUGCAUACCGUUCUCAAGGUGGUCAGCUAAGAGAGUUUGGACUUUUUGGUUGCGAUCCACUCUUCCACUCAAGGAUCGACAGGAUCUAAUUAUGAAAAGGGAGCAAUAUUUCCUCUCUCGCUGUCGUUUUGGGGACAUCUUUAGUAAUGUGGUAUCAGGAAAUGGACAAGCAUAUUCAUAUGCAAUUGCUGAGUUCAUUAGAAUAACGAACUCUCUAGAAGCUUAUCUAUAGUCUAAGAGCCAUUUUACUUGCUCAUAAUCAUUAUAGAGUGUUUAACAUUAACUGAGUACUACAAGUUAACUGCUAGGGGUUGUAAUAUUAAAAUAUCUCCCCCUCGUGUUUUCAAAAUACCAGGAAACGUUGGGUUCUGGAAACUCGCAUUAAUGGAAAUUUAAAGAUUUAAGAAUCCAGAAAUUGGUAAAUGCAAGCACUCCCUAAUUUCCUGACUUUUUGGCAAAAAACACAGACAUUCUAGAAUGGCCGCUUUAAUACACUGAUCU
Messenger RNA from Halichondria panicea, 1469 nucleotides. RefSeq lists its product as uncharacterized. Bases 1 to 702 code for a protein of 233 amino acids. The record is from RefSeq and is a predicted model, not a curated record. NCBI's taxonomy places the organism in Eukaryota, Metazoa, Porifera, Demospongiae, Suberitida, Halichondriidae. The transcript is spliced from 5 exons.